ACGGUGAGUUACCUUUGUGCAUUUGGGGACAGCUUCCCCCGAGAACUAUUUCUCCCCCACUUCCCCUCUCCCCGCCCAGCCAGAAAGGGGGUUGGGCUUCGCACCCCUAAGGCCGGGAUGACUUCGGCCACGGAGCCCUUCCCCCGCCCGCGGCUCCGCGCAGUGCAUGUCGGGUGCCGUAGAUCCCUUCGUCAGAGUGCUGCGGACGCGAUUACGGACUACAAGUCCCAAGAGCCUCCGGGCGCGCUAGAGGACUACAAGUCCCAGAGGCCUCAGGGCACGAGGGGGCGGUGUCCGUGCAGAGCCCGCGGGCUGAGGGCUUCUUGGAGCCCCUGGAAGGAUCCGGCCCAGUGUCUGCAUCCCGACAACGUCGGGCGCCUGACUUUGGAGGUAAAGGGGAUUGGGGUGGCGUGGUGCGGCCUUUCUUCCUCGGAACGGUGCUGGGUCCCAGGGUGGCCUGGGGGUUUCGGUGUUGUUGCAGCUGCGGGGCUGCGGCGACAGCUUUUCAGGGCUUGGGCCGCGAGCCCCUCGUUAUCUUCCCUGAGGACCUGGCAACUAGGGUGGUCCCUCUUACACGCCUCCCGAUGGUUCCUGCAAGGGAAGGUUGUGCGGGUUCCCCCUGCCCCCCCCCCCCCGCGGGAGAUUGGAGAGGGGCGGGCGCUGUUUCCUCAAGGAACGGGGGUCUGGAGGAGGGUCUCCGCGCGAGCACCCCGGCCGAAGCCCGCGAGUGACCUUGGCGGUCCGGGAGGAGGCAGUCGUCCUUUCCCUCCCCCGUGCGGCUUGCCGCGUGCGGGACUGGACGUGGCUGUACGCGGCGCUCCCGCAGACGGGUUGGGGAGGCGGAGGGCUGGCCAAGUCUUAUGCCAUCCAGAACCUUGGCGGAGGUGGGUUCUCUGGGGCCUCUUAACAGGUGUCAAGGAAGACGGAGGGAGCGGCCUAGGAUCCUCUGCGUCAAAACGACUUGGCAUCCUUGUAAAAAAGGGCAGAUUCCUGGGGUUACCCCACCCCCAGGUUCUGAUUGGGUAAUUGUGGGAUGAGGUCCAGUAAUCUGUAUUUAAUAAGCUCCCCAGAUGAUUUUCAGGCACACUUGGGACUGAGAACCAUUGUCCCAGAGUGAGAAUCAAGAGCCCCAAGCAGGGGGCAUACCGAAACAUCUAGGUCAGUUUUGUUUGCGCUCUGGGACAGAGUGUGGGCUAGGCAGUGCCUAAGCAAAUAGGACCGCUCUCCUUGGUACUUUGCUUCUAUCUUUGGGGCUGACCUGAGUUGGGCGGGGAGAGGUGUGCUAGCUCUGUUUGCCCACUGCUCUUAUGGGGGGGGAGAUAUUCUCAGAACACCCCACCACCCCCACAUUUAAUUAGGAAAAAUCUGAAACAUACAGAAAAGUUGAAAUUUAGUGUACACCUAUGGACCACCACCUAGAAUGUAUAAUUAAUGUUUUUUUGUACCUUGUCAAGUAUCUAUCCAGUCAGCAACCCAUCUUAUACUUGUUUAUACAUGCCAAAAUAAGUUGCAGAUACCACCAUAUUUCCUUUCCAGAUAGUUAAGCCUGCAUAUCAUUAAUUAGAGUUUUAGAGUUCUUUUGUUAUUGAUGUUUUAGCCAACACAAGCCCUGGGUAUUUGGGAGUCUAUGUCUAUCUGCCUUCCAGCCCUGAAGAUCCAAAGGGUUUGGAGAUUUUUUCCACAGGUUGGGGCUCUGGAACCAGAAAAGACCUUAAAUGUGCUCUUAGGAGGAUUUGUAAUUAACAGGCAUGAUUCUAGAAAUACCCUAAGAGCAGAAACAUGGAAUGUAUGGAGAAUACUUCAGAGAACAGAAUUGUUUUGAGAGGAGAGAAUGCAAUGUGUCGCCAAAGGCCAGGUGCCCCAGCAGACCAUGCUGGCAGUAAUUGAAGUGAACUGUCUGCCCGCCUAGGCCAGCCUUAAUCUCUUGGCUUUUAUUAUUACUACUUUUUUUUUUUUUUUUGAACAUAAACUUGCCCAGUUUGAACCUGCUGGCUUUAGGGUGUUUUCUAAACUCCAGAGGAACAGGGCUCGGGAGCACAUUUGACAUUUCACAAGUGGCAUGGCUUUGACUCCCUUAGGCUCUGAUUCUUUGUUCCAUAGCCCAAACACCCAUCCUUCACUCCACUCACUCUGUUCAAUUGAGAGGGAGAGAACAGAUAAACUAUGAAAAUUCAUCUCUACUUUGAGAAACACUGUUUGUGGAGCAAGGACAUAUUUUUGCUCAUAGAGAACACAAUUUGGGAAAUGUGGCAGUUCAUAAUGUCUCUGUCCUUUAUGUGGAGGGUGUGCUGGUGAGAAGACAGCAUAUCAGGGAGCUCUGCAGAGGACUUUGGCCCUUAAUGUGAAGGAGAGGAGGAGAGCCAGGCUGGCAGUGACGAGGUUUCUUGCCUGUGAGGGGCUUGAAAGUAGAUAGCACAGGAUAGAAAUGUGCCCUUUUUUUGGAUCCCUCAAAAGGCUUCUAUCUCCAUCUGCACCCUGUCAAAAUUCUCUCAAAUACUACCUCUUUGGGAAGAGGGGGGUUUGAGGCUGCAAUGUAUAAUGCUGCAUAGGAGAGAGAAGCCAGGCCAGUGGCCUGCCCCUUACCCCUCCCUCCAGAGGGUUCCCACCUGGGGAGAUGCUGGGCUGCCUCCUGGAGUCCAUGGCCCACUGAGUCUGCCCAGUGCCCCUCCUAUUCUGUGAGUCAUCAGACAGUGCUCUGUGGAUAAUGAUAGGAUUCUGGAACCAGUACUGCCUAGACUUAGGGUCAGUAGACCACAUUGGAGGCCCUUCCUUGUGACUUUGAAGCUGGGUAACAAGCCAUUUGCCUUCCCAGAACCUCACUCAUGACCUCUAGGUGAAAAGCAACACCUAGGCCAGAUGAAGAAGACCUGUAUCCACUGUAAGCACUGAAAAGAUUAGGGUAUCUUCAUAUUAGACCAGUGAAAACAGUGCAAAGCACAUAGCACAGGACAAAGAAGUCCAUCAAACAGGCAUGGUGGUGUACCCCCAAAAUUCCAGCUACUCUGAAGGCUGAGAUGAGAAGAUUGGUGGAGUCCAGCCUGAGCAACAUUGUCUCAAAAAACUUCAUGACAUUCUGGUACUUUCCAUGAGAGCAGAUGUGAUGCAUUUUUGGUAAUAUUGGGUCAUUUUUUACAGAAAAUAUUUCUUGUCAUCUUUUCAGUGCUCCUGAUUUGUGAGUGCUGUGAGCACCUGCUUGGUGUGUCUGCUGGGUGAUCACAUCGUCAAUUCUCACUGCAAGGACGUGGUACAGGAGUUCAGUAGAAGCUGUGGAUGUGUUCAGUAAAUAUAAAUGCAGUCUGAAUUCAGAUCUAGUUGCAGUGUCUGGGUUUUUCCUUUUAGAAGAAAAGGAGGCCAGAGCAGGUAGAGGUAGGUAGGGAGGGUGAGAGGGUUGCCAUGAGUGGCAUUGCAGAAGAAUGCUGACCCCUUGCGCAGAAUGGAAAUGCAUUCCAACUGACACAAAGUACAACAUCCCUGCAAGCCGAGAAAGAGGGAAUGAGAUUUUUGAACAGGGUGAGGCUCUUUGUGCAUUGUUCCUCCUUGGUGGGUUCUCAUCUGCCAUCCACAGAGGUAGUAGCCCAGCAUGAGUCUCCCAUCCCAGGAAGCAGCCAGAGUUUCUAAGUGACUUAACUAGGGUUUCCAGAUAAUGGUAGAGCAGGGCUGCACACCCAGCUCUUCUCCUGAAACAGGUUAAAGGGAAAGAGGACCAGGGAAAUGGGCUUUCCUGGCCUCAUAGUGAUUAUUGCUGCUGUUUUUUCCUGUUCUGGAUUUUUGUCUUAAAGGCACUUGUAGGAGGGAGCCAGCAGACUGUAUCUCAGCUGUGAAUGUGUUCUGGCCCUGGGCUGUGGGGUAGUAGGCGGUUGUGUUAGGAACUGCAUAGGCCAUCCACUGAAGUUAAUCCCAAACCUCAUGGACUCUUUUUAUUCAAUAAACAUGUACAGAUAGUUUGGUGAAGUAUGAGGUAGUGUGGCAGCACUGGGAUGGAUAGUGGUAGGUCCAGGGCACAGAGCUGAACCCAGACGUUCCCCUCAAAACUUUGACCAUCAGAUGAGAUCGUGGGAAUAUUUUUCAAGCAUGGACUAAGGAGGGCUUGCUAACGGGUCAAGGUUUAAGGGGAAAAGAAAAGUCUAGAACCCCUUUCAGCCAUCCAGUUUGGUGAGUGGGUACAGUGAACUGAAGUAGGGACCUUUGGUGAGGAGCCCCUGCUCAGGAGUGUCAGCCAGGCUAUGGUGCCCAUCCUUUAUGUGCUGCCUGGUGCUGUGGAGAAACUGCCCCCAAGUACCAUCUCUGCCUUCCAGGAGCUGCAGGCCUGGCUGUACACUGUGUCCUUAUUUACGACUUUUGAUUUCCUCUGCUAUGAGUGACAAAUGUCUUGGAAUGCCUAAAAUGCCCUGCCUGCCUGCCUGCAGGGCCCCAGCCCUCAGACCUCUCCUAGCAGCUGAAGUCCCCAGUGGUUUUGACAGGUAUCUUUUGUAAGUUCUUACCAAGGGUGCCCUUGCUUCUCAGGUGGAUCUUCAGCUUCCUGAGGGCAGGGGCAAUGAGGUGAAUGACCUCUGUAUAGACCAGUUAAUUGUUGGCUGAAUUUUGGAGUCAAGUGUCUUGACUCUGCAAAUAGUCACUUAGAAAAAAGAGAAAAAACUUGGAUGAUGAUGUCCUGUGAAUAAAACUGACUCAUGGUUGAACCUGAAGAAUCCUGCCUGUUCCAGGGAGAAGGCCUCCAGUGAACCCUUCUCAGCUCUUGGUUCCCCCAUCCAUUAAGACAGAUGUUGUCUCCCAUGUUAAUUGCCCAUGGAAAGUGCCUGACAUGUAGUGGGUGCUCAGUAUUCAUUGGGUGAAUAAAAUCAUAUGCCAUGUCUGCAUUUCAGCUCUUUUGUCUUCCUAGUAGCUGGGCAGUUCUGGAGCCACAGGGUUACCGCCUGUGUGUUCUGGCCUUCCCUGAAGCGCCAGGGAUACCAUUGUGAAUGCAGAGUUGAAUCCUCAAGUGUAGUCAUUGGGUUUGGUUCUGAAGUCAACUGGUAGAGCAAAGAACUCAUGAAGUCAAACUGCCCUUUGAAGUCCUUGAAUGGCCUGAGAGAGAUAUGGAGGGACCAUGGCCUGGAGGAGACAACUGAUUCAGCAUCUCUUUUCGUUCCCCAGUCCAGCUUUCAGCACCGAAAAGCUAGGAGGUGGCAGCACUACUUCAGCUUUUUGUUCUAGGUAUCACGACAUCCUUGUAAACUAAGUGCAUAGGAUGGGAUUCCACUGGCAGUGUACACAGUUGUAUUUUGAACAAUAUUUUGGAGAUUGAAAAAGAGGGCUGACAGUGCUGUAGAAGGAGCGUUGGGUGUGAGUCAGGACAGCUGAGGUUCCACCUCAGCCUGGCAUCUCUAAGCAGAUGGGACAGCAUGCCUGUCUUCAGAGUCUCUGUUGCUCCUCAUCUUGCCCGUAGAAUCUCCAGUACUUCAUGUAGCACCUGCCUUUGGCUGCUUCCUAAACGUUUGGUGCAUUAAUGUCAGCUGAGACUUGAGACUUAGGCAUCUCUGAUGGCUUAUCCAGCCCUGAAAGGUGGUCUCUAGAUGUCUCAGUCAUAGAGAAAUCUAUACAUGGCUAAAUAUGGCAAGCCCAAACAUGUAUGCUCCCAUUUUCCCAAGGAGAAACACCCAAAACAGUUCUGUUGUCCCCCCUAGUGAAAGUGAACUCUUAGGGCCCAGUGUCAUGUUUGAGUGACAGGAAUUUAGUUAUACUGUUUCACAUAAUGCAUAUAAAGUACAGCUUACAUUUGCUUCCUACACUAGGGUCCUGGUGCACUUUCAUUCCACUCCUCCCAUGCACCUUUGCUGACAUCCACCACCCUACAGGAUAGAGUGCCCUUGGUGCAGGCUGGCUGAGCACUUGCAGCUGUAGGAUGGUUCCAUUGUGACCUAGGACAGGGCACAUUCUCAGGUUUUCCUAUUGGUCCUGCAGAAUGCAGCUUGCUGUGUGCUUUUAAAGCAGUUUUGAAAAGGCUGUUUACAGGCUGGGCACUGGUGGCUCACACUUGUAAUCCUUGCUACUUGGGAGGCUAAGAUUGGGAGGAUUGCCUUUCAAGGCUAGCCAAGGCAAAUAGGUCAAGAGACCCCUAUCUCCAAUAAAAUAGGCAGAAUAAAAUGAGCUGGAGGUGUGGCUCAAGUAGUAGGGUGUCUUGUUUUGCAAGUGUAGAUGGCGUUUCUAAAAUUAGCCAGCUCUCCCUUAUCAGUCCUGCCAGUGGAACAGGUGCCGAUGACUUGUUUAUUCAUUAGUUGUGGUUGCAGCUGUAGCUGCUUUUGUUUCUUUUGCCCCUCUUUCCCUUUCUGUACUUCCUGAAGGAGUUUUCUGCACCAGCAACAGAACAUGAAGAAACAAAUUCCCAGGCACAGAGGCAGCUCAGAGGGCACUGGACAAGGAGUGUGGAGUCUGAGCUGGCUUUCCAGCCAGGCCUCAGGAAAGCCCAGCAACCUUGUCACUUUUGGUUGUUACCAGGUGUUGCAUGGGCAUUUGGUUACCUGCCUUCCUCUGUCAUGGGACAGGAUGGCUCUCCAGGCCAGGUCUCUGAGGCUAGAUCUAGACAGAUCUAGACCCUCAGUUUGCCUGGAGUUCCGGGUGGCCACCUGAGAGAUCAGAGGGAUUCAUUCUACCAGAUGCAGUGAGACUCAGUAAAGGCUACAUGCUAAUUUGUGAGGGAGAACCCUCAGAGGUACGGAGCAUUCUGUCCUGAAGGCAAAACCAGACCGUAGGCCAAGGCACCUUUCUGGAUCAAGGAGACAUACAUAAACUUAGCACAGUUAGGAGCAUUUUGAGGAAGGUAUUACUCAAAGGAGCUACUCAGCUCCUAUGUUCAUCAUAGGAAAACUAGAAGCAGCAUAAGUAAAAAGCUUUUGUUUGUAUUUAUACGUAAACAAAUCAGCCAAAACCUCACUACCCAGAGAAAACUGCUAAGUAGAAUUACACCAUGUGUGCUGCCUUUACUCAGUGCUGUUGAGCCCUCCUUCCCAGGUUAGUAAAAGUACAUCUGUGUCUCUUCCAGGGGUGAAUGCACCCACACUGUGGAGGUACACCAUGGGCUUUAACUGUCCCUUUGGUUCAACAUCAGGACAGUGAUGCAUAUAAACACCUCUUGCAUGGGAAUUGUCCAUGAGUUCUAAUUUAGCUCUGGGGCAGACACCUUGAAAUGGAAUUAAUCAAAUGGAAUGUGCAGGUACUACAACUAUCUCUUAGAAAAGAAUUAACCUGCUCUGCUGCGGCCCCUGCUGUUGAUGCUAGGUCACAGCAAGUGAAAGUAAUUUCGACAAGAAUUCAAUGUUAUGUAAAUGGUGCAGUAAUUGUCAUCAUAGUUCCUAGAAGUCUUACUACUUUUUUUUUCUUUUUUGGGGGGCGGGGAGACGUAUUGGGGUUUGAACUCGGGGCCUCUCACUUGCUAGGCAGGUGCUCUGUCAUUUGAGCUGCUUCAGCAGCCAGUCUUAGUUAAAACCAUUAGUCCUGUCUAUCUUUUGAUUUUGCUUCUGCUUCAGAGCAGCCAAGGUGUUCACUCUCUUUUUUUGUGCUUUCUUUUUCUCAUGCUUUGUCACACCUCCAUUGAUACUACAUCUUAUCACAACUCUGGGUCAGGGUUACUGCUGCCACCAUUUUACAGAUAAGAAACCUGAGACUCAGCUGAGUAUGGUAGUGCACAUCUGUAAUCCCACUUGGGACAUAGAGACA
Molecule: messenger RNA, 7692 nt
Organism: Castor canadensis (American beaver)
Lineage: Eukaryota; Metazoa; Chordata; Mammalia; Rodentia; Castoridae
Source: RefSeq, a predicted model, not a curated record